Zea mays is the source of this 1346-nucleotide messenger RNA. RefSeq lists its product as uncharacterized. Lineage: Eukaryota; Viridiplantae; Streptophyta; Magnoliopsida; Poales; Poaceae. The record is from RefSeq and is marked validated. The coding region runs from base 180 to 971 and encodes 263 amino acids. The transcript has 5 exons.
CUUCCACCUCCACCGGCUCCACGCGCCCCACACCCCGUUCCUUUCCUUCCUUCCACUCGCCUUCGCCUCCCUUCCCUCGCUUCUCCACCUCUCUCUCUCUCCCUCACGCCGCCGACGUUCCGUUUUCCUCGGCCCGCGAGCUGAGCAGAGCAGAGCUGCGGCCUGCGACGGAGGCCACUAUGGCGGCAUCAUCGGCGGACGAGCUGGUGGCAGCAGCCGCCGGCAUCAUCUGCUCGAUGCGCGGGGCCGACCUCGCCGCCGGCUGGGCGCCGCCGCGGCGCAAGCAGCAGGAGCCGGCGCGGGAGGGAGCGCUGAUCUGGCCGGCGGUGGCGCGGGGGAAGCGGUCGCGCCGCCGCUCGCCGUCCGCGGGCUUCUCCUCCUCGGGCAAGGCGCGGUGGGGGGGCAGGGCCAGCCCGGCGUCGACCCUCGACUACAGCGGCGGCUCCGGCUCCGGCUCCGGGUCCGGCUCCGCCGCGUCUACCAGCGGCGGCGAGGACGGUGGCUUCUGCUCCCUGCCCCACCGACCCGUACGACCAGCGGCCAAGGUGGGAGCCACCGACCGGCCGCAGCUCAUCUUCCCGACCCCGCCGCUUCCACGCCUCGCCGGCCAGCGACCGCGGAAGAAACUGAGGCUGCCGGAGAUGCAGCAGCUGGUGCGGUCACUCGCCGUGGACAACGAGAGGCUCCGCGAGGUCACAGUCACACACCGCUCCUCAUCUCAGGAGAUGCGGGAUCUACAGGGAGCUUGCGAGGCGCUGUCCAAGGAAAACGACGAGCUUGAGACAAGGUUAGGCCAAUCGAGCCGUCAGAGCGAGGUCGCUUCGAAGGAGCAGAGAGGAAAGGGUCUGCUUGAUCCGCGGCAGCCCGCACGGGACAGCUUCGCGCUACCUGAUCUCAACCUCCCACCACAGGACUCUGCCGAUGUCUCAACAGUUUCAUUGAUCGCUCCAGAUCGUUUGCAGCUUUGUUAAUCGAACAACAAGUGUACAGAGAGGAAGCAGGGUAGCAGUCUAUGCAUCCGUUCUUUUUUAUUUGUCGCAGUUUAGUUUAAAAAUAAACUAGCGGACGGCAAAUUUUCGAGAACUGUAGUAUUUGAUAAGUUGUUACUAGAUCACAGAGUUUUAUUUCGACUAUAGUCGUAAGUGAUAAGCCACAUCUGUAGCUAAAGGGAGCUCUAAUUUUAACUCACCCGACAUUAAUUGUUUUCAGAUCCAGCUGAUCGCCACACUGUAGUGUAGUGGGUUUAGAUGGAUUUUAUUCAUGUUAUUUCGCUCGAUUAGGCGAAGAAAUGUUACAUGUGAAGAUCUGAAAUUAUGAGAAAUAAAACCGUUAUUUCUGAAUGGUUU